AUGGAGAGUUCUCAUGCGCUGUUGUUGAUUGCACUUAUAGCAACUUCUGCUAUAUUUCACCUUGUUCAGGCUCAAGAUCCAGAUCAAGAAGGAUUCAUUAGUUUGGAUUGUGGGUUACCUCCCACUGAUCCAUCCCCUUAUAUCGAGCCAAUAACUAGGUUAAAGUUCACAUCGGAUUCAAACUUCAUCCAAAGUGGACAAAUUGGUAGGACUGAUACAACGCUCCAAGCACAAUUCCCAAAGCAGCACACAACGCUGAGAUACUUUCCAGAUGGGCUACGCAACUGCUACAAUCUUACUGUUAAGAAGGGAACCAACUAUUUGAUCAGAGCUAGAUUUGGAUAUGGUAACUAUGACGGUCUCAAUAGUUUUCCGAAAUUUGACUUAUACGUGGGCCCCAAUUUCUGGAUGACACUAGACCUGAAAAGGUAUGAAAACUUUUCAUGGGAGGAGAUUACACACAUUGCAAGAUCAGACUCCUUGGAUAUCUGUCUCGUUAAGAACGGCGAGUCGAUUCCAUUAAUAUCGGCCUUAGAGCUAAGGCCUCUACCAAACAACAGUUAUAUCACAACCGCAGGGCUAGGGCCACGGCUAACACUAGAUUGUGGCAAGAGCAGGUACCCGGAUGAUGCCUACGAUAGAGCUUGGAUUUCAUACUUUCAGGAUGACUGGAAGCAGAUUUCCACUGGCCUUACAGUGAACACCUCUGAUAGCUUUCGUCUGCCGCAGGCUGCGCUCAAAACUGCCGGAAUACCAGCGUUCGGUAGUUCAACAUUUGUAGAUAAAGAGUAUCCUGACUCCUCUCAAGAUAGAGUUUAUAUGUACCUCCACUUCUCAGAGGUUCAAGUCUUAGCUGCCAACGAGACUAGAGAGUUCGACAUUUCGUUUAACAAUGAUUCCGUCAUCCAGUCCUACAAGCCAGUAUAUCUUCAGUCCAAGACUGUAUACAACAAGCUUCCGGUCAUUUGCGAGGACAAGGAAUGCGUCUUAAGCUUGAAAAAAACUCCAAAAUCUACACACCCACCUAUGCUUAAUGCCAUUGAAGUUUUCACGGUUACCGAGUUUCUACAGUCUGAAACAUUUGAGAGUGAUGUGAUUGCUAUAAAAAACAUCAGAGCCACAUAUGGAGUGAAGAGAAUCUCAUGGCAAGGUGAUCCAUGUGUCCCUCGAAAGUUUUUGUGGGAGGGUCUAAACUGUACUGAGAGUACUGAUACGUAUACAGUACCAAGAAUCACCUCCUUAGACUUGUCUUCAAGCGGGUUAACAGGAACCAUAGCAGCUGAAAUUUUCCACCUCACCAAUCUAGUAAAGUUGGACUUGUCAAACAACAAGUUGGUGGGAGGAGUGCCUGAAUUUCUAGCUAACAUGAAAUCACUCGUGUUGUUAAACUUGACCAAAAAUGAUCUGAAUGGUUCAAUUCCACAAGCUCUUCGCGAUAGAGAAAAGAAAGGACUGAGACUCUUGGUUGAUGGAGAUGAGAAUAAUCCAUGUCGGGCUGGUGCAUGUGACCCAAAGAAGAAAUUUCCAGUGUUGAUCGUUGCACUUGUUGCUUCGGCAGUCGUGGUUGCUCUAGUUGCACUAGCUCUCUUUUUCGUGUUCAGAAAGAAAAAGGCAUCAAAUCAUGUGGAAGCUAUACCACGAUCACCAACUACGCCACUGGCGAAUGUUGCAUCUAAUGGUAUAUCUGAGACAUUGAUUGGGACAAAAAGGAAAAAGUUUACUUAUUCAGAAGUUAUAAAAAUGACAAACAACUUUCAAAGAGCUCUUGGUGAAGGAGGGUUUGGUACUGUAUAUCACGGUGAUCUAGAUGGUUCACAGCAAGUAGCUGUCAAACUACUUUCACAAUCAUCAACACAAGGCUAUAAAGAAUUUAAGGCAGAGGUUGAACUGCUUUUGAGGGUUCACCACAUAAAUUUGGUAAACCUUGUCGGUUAUUGUGAUGAAGGAGAUCACUUGGCUCUCAUCUACGAAUACAUGUCGAAUGGAGACUUAAAACAUCAUUUGUCAGGUGAAGCCUGGCCUGGAAAAGGAAAAAUCUCUGUCUUGAGUUGGAAUACUCGACUACGAAUAGCUAUCGAUGCCGCACUAGGAUUGGAAUACUUACAUAUUGGAUGUCGACCAUCAAUGGUGCAUAGAGAUGUCAAAAGUACAAAUAUAUUGUUGGAUGAGAAGUUCUCGGCCAAAAUUGCGGAUUUUGGACUUUCAAGAUCUUUCCAGGUUGGAGGUGAAUCUCAUGUUUCAACGGUUGUUGCUGGUACUCCAGGAUAUCUUGAUCCCGAGUAUUACAAAACAGGUCGGUUGGCUGAGAUGAGCGAUGUUUACAGUUUCGGGAUUGUAUUAUUGGAGAUAAUCACAAACCAACGUGUGAUUGAUCAAACCCGUGAAAAGUCUCACAUAACAGAAUGGACAGCAUUCAUGCUAAAUCGAGGAGAUAUUACCAGAAUCAUGGAUCCUAACCUUCAAGGUGAUUACAACUCUCGUUCUGUGUGGAGAGCUCUUGAAGUGGCUAUGUUGUGCGCAAACCCUAUGUCAGAAAAACGACCAAGCAUGUCCCAGGUUAUUAUCGAACUAAAAGAGUGUUUUAGAUCUGAAAACUCGGGGAACAGUAAUAAUCAAGAUAUGAACUCACAAAAUUCACUUGAACAAAGCAUGAGCUUUGAUACCAAGGUAGCUACCCCAAGUGCAAGGUAG
Molecule: messenger RNA, 2691 nt
Organism: Microthlaspi erraticum
Lineage: Eukaryota; Viridiplantae; Streptophyta; Magnoliopsida; Brassicales; Brassicaceae
Source: the annotation of a GenBank genome assembly